This is a messenger RNA of Rasamsonia emersonii CBS 393.64, 984 nucleotides long. RefSeq lists its product as uncharacterized. Bases 1 to 984 code for a protein of 327 amino acids. The transcript has 5 exons. NCBI's taxonomy places the organism in Eukaryota, Fungi, Ascomycota, Eurotiomycetes, Eurotiales, Trichocomaceae. The record is from RefSeq and is a predicted model, not a curated record.
AUGUUUUACCUGUCACGAAGUCUGUCGAGCAGCAUCACUGAUCCAAUGAUCCCUCCGCCAUGUAUGUACCUUGGGAGCCAGUCAGUUGCUUGGUCGGGUGUUCCAAUUUUGGACCGUUGCGCGUCCAGGCCGGGGCCCGGCGGCAAGCCCCACGAAUUGCAGUGGGUAACGGCGAGGGAGACUGAGAGAUCCGGAGCGCAGAGUUGGCCGGAGCCUCAGGGAGCCACUAAGAGGACGACUAGCAUCAUCUGGGAAGUUGAAAGUGCAAUGGGCGGCGAUUCAACGAGGACCUGGAGUAGUUCUGCUGUUUCUGGAAAGCGAUCAGGGAGGCAGAUCACUUGGUACGACAACGGAUCAGCAGUCCCUAAGCCAGUGGGAGACUUAUGUGAUCAGACCCGUAUUAAUUAUACUAGUCCUGGCGACAAAAUAAGGAGACUGGGGGCGGUCUCAGUGAUUCCGGCACGUCGUCUCUUGGAAUCACUCAGCAGACCCGAAAAAGGAAAAAGGGCUGCGCCGGGAUUUUGGUGGAUCCACCCGCGUCCUGGGCGCACCGUCUGUCGCUGGGCAGGCUGCGAGGACGCCAUUCCGGGGGCGCACGCAGGAAAAGAACAAUCAAGGACGGCCGGAGGGCGUGAUGAGGAAGAGACAGGCAGGAUUCUGGGGGAGCACAGUCAGAAUACGCAAGCAAGAAUGCGUGUCGUAGUCAGAUCAGAUCGGGGUUCUGUCGCCGCCGUACCGCCAGCCGGCAAGGAACGAGCCAAGCAGCGGGCCAACGAGACUAAACACCGCCCGAGCCGGCCCUCUUCUCGUUCUCGCUCGAUGCCCUCAGACUGCCUUGCCUGCCAGUCAACCUGCCUCCCCUCCUCUCGCUCGCCAGCGCUGCUUCAUUGUCUGCCUCCGCCGUCACCACCUCGUCGUGCCUCUUCUGUCCACGCUCGUCCGUCCCCUGUCGAUCGCGUCUCGCUGAGAUCCCACUGCCCGUAG